Molecule: messenger RNA, 1096 nt
Organism: Manis pentadactyla (Chinese pangolin)
Lineage: Eukaryota; Metazoa; Chordata; Mammalia; Pholidota; Manidae
Gene: CD27
Product: CD27 molecule
Exons: 7
Coding region: 1-873 (290 amino acids)
Biological process (GO): positive regulation of T cell differentiation; negative regulation of apoptotic process; positive regulation of B cell differentiation
Cellular component (GO): external side of plasma membrane
Molecular function (GO): transmembrane signaling receptor activity; protein binding
Source: RefSeq, a predicted model, not a curated record
AUGGCCCGGCCACCUCCUUGCUGGCUGUGGGUGCUGGGGACCCUGGCGGGGCUCUCAGCUACCCCAACCUCCAAGAGCUGUCCAGAGAAGCACUACUGGGCUGGGGGACAAGUGUGCUGUCAGAUGUGUGAGCCAGGAACAUUCCUCGUGAAGGACUGUGACCAGCAUGGAAAGGCCACCCAGUGUAACCCAUGUGUUCCCGGGACCUCCUUCGCACCAGACCACCACCACCGGCGCCACUGCGAGAGCUGUCGGCACUGCAACUCCGGUGAAAACUAUGUACCAGUAAAGAUACGAGUAUCAGGCUUUAAAGUGGCCCCUUUGAACAAAUGGUCUCCAGCAAGACACUUCUGUCCCCAAGGUCUUCUCAUUCGAAACUGCACCCUCACUGCCAAUGCCGAGUGUGCCUGCUCCGAGGACUGGCAGUGCAGGGACAAGGAGUGCACGGAAUGUGACCCUCCUCCCAAGGCCACGCUGAGCCAGCAUCCAUCUCCGACCCUAGGCUCUCCCCCACAACCCAGCCACUUACCUUAUGCCAAAAAGGUAAUAGAGGCCAAGACAACCCAGCACUUUCAGACUCUGGCUGACUUCAGGCAGCUGCCUGCCCCAGCCCUCUCCACCUCCUGGCCACCCGAAAGAUCCCUGUGCAGCCCAGACUGCAUCCGCAUCUUUGUGGUCCUCUCCGGAAUGUUCCUUGCUUUCACCAUGGUCGGAGUGGUGUUCCUCCAUCAGCAAAGAAGAUACGGACUAAAUGAAGAGAGCCUAGUGGCGCCCGCAGAGCCUUGUUCGUACAGCCACCCCAGGGAGGAAGAGGGCAGCGCCAUCCCCAUUCAGGAGGCUUACCGAAAACCAGAGCCUGCUUCCUACCCCUGAGCCAGCGCUCCCCGGAGGGGGUCGUCACUGCAGUAAAGUCCCAGCCUCCACCCCACCCCACCGGGCACCCCCAGUUUCAGUACCGUCCUCUCGGGACCUGUGUGCUGACUUGAGAAAGUGCCUUUUCAAGAUUGAUGGUGACGAGGACACAUGGGAACGAGGUGGGGGUGGGCAGCCGAAGCCUGGGAGUGUCCCGCCCAGCCGGCCUCACCCGUGAGGGGCG